AUGGCCCUCAUGCAAUUAUUAACGGAGUUGUUGCAACGAAUCAUCCCACACACCCUGCCAGAGGGAUUUGAGUGCCUAGCAUUAACAUGCAAAUAUCUCUACACACUAUGCAUCCCCUUUCUCGAGCACUAUAACAACCUACGCUUUCAUUUUCAGAAGUUCGAAUACAACAAAACAAAUAAGGACUUUAGAGAGUUUAGAUAUUAUCACGACUUGCUCCGGUUUCCUGAUACAGCGACCUCGGCGUAUAGUCUGAUUUCGCGAAUUGCUAUCGAACCAACUGUGCGACGCUAUAUUCUUGAGGCUACCUUUUCGCUCGAUAGUCGUGCCUACACUCGACUUCCCACAACCGUCCGAGAGAAUGCCGGGUCCGAAAUAUGGAGAGAUCGUAAUGAAGCUACGCGUCAACUAUUCGCGGACUCAUUGUAUUUGAGGGAAGCAGGACUCGACUGGAAGGAAUUCUAUAGCGCUAUGAUGGAGGAUGUCAACAGCUGGCGCCAAUCAGAACAUGCUGCUGCCUUUGCUCUGACCCUUCUACCGAAUCUGCGGGUACUCACGCCAGCAUUUUCUCGGCUUCGGUCUUCUGCACCUCAAAAUCUCAUCACUACCGUUCUCCAAACUGCCAGGAAAAAUCCUCAUAGUAAUGCCAGCCUUGCACAGGUCACGACAUAUAGUGGGAGUUGUGAUAUACCAUGGGUUCCGUUGCUCCUAGCUCUACCGCGCAUCAAAAAGUUUUGGGGCUACGGAUACAUGGGCAAAGCCGAGGGUGACAACUGUAUUGAGUCCAGUUAUCUAGGCACCGAUUUGGAUUCGAAGCUUGAGGUGGCAGGGUUUAACGAUGCGUCCGUUGAUGCCGAGGCCAUUGCAGGUUUUCUCAAACACACUCCCAGUCUCAAAACAUUGACGUACUGGCAUUCAACUGAAGCCAACGGGGGAUACCGAGACUGGGAUCUCUGUAGAUUCAUCGCGGGAGUGCAGCAUGAGGUGGGGAGUCAUCUCGAGCACCUCUGUGCAGUCACUUUAGAACUACGCUGCUUGAUAACCCCAGGGAAGCCAUGCCUACGCGGCUUUCAGCGCCUCGAAAGCCUUGAGCUGCCGCUUGAUAUCGUUCUUUGUAAUUUUGAAGCCGCACAUCCAGCAGAUCAUCCAGCCGAUCAUGAGUCAAUGGACUCCAAUUCCUUAAUUGGUGACAUAGUACCCGCGUCCGUCUCUGUUCUUUCCUUAUUAUCGCCCGGAAAGAGCCCCCACGAUAAGGCUCUUGAGCUCCUCUUUCGUAACUUUGCCAGUCAGAAGCAGUUCUACACCCCGAACUUGAAGAAAAUCUUGUUGACGUGUCCUUAUGAUGCGGAUGAAUUAUACAAAGCACAGUGUGCCAACCUGGCAGCGGAGGCUAAAAGGGCGGGUGUGGAUUUUGGGCUAUCGGGAGACCUAUGUCUAAUUUCGGAAUUAGCUGAGAAUAUGCGCUGUCCGUUUUACUCAUGA
This is a messenger RNA of Penicillium cosmopolitanum, 1482 nucleotides long. RefSeq lists its product as uncharacterized. The transcript has a single exon. The record is from RefSeq and is a predicted model, not a curated record. The coding region runs from base 1 to 1482 and encodes 493 amino acids. NCBI's taxonomy places the organism in Eukaryota, Fungi, Ascomycota, Eurotiomycetes, Eurotiales, Aspergillaceae.